AUGAAGACGCAGAACAUCAGGACCCUCUCUCUCAUCCUCUCUAUUGUUUGCUACCUAUUCAUAGGAGCCGCCGUCUUUGACGCGCUGGAGUCGGACAGCGAGAGUUCCAGGAAAAGGGCGCUGGAGCAGAAGCUGGACGAGCUGAAGAAGAAGUUCGGCUUCACGGAGGAGGACUACGGAGCCAUCGAGAGACUGGUCCUCCAGGCGGAGCCGCACCGCGCCGGGAGGCAGUGGAAGUUCGCCGGAUCUUUUUAUUUUGCCAUCACUGUUGUCACAACAAUUGGUUAUGGCCACGCUGCUCCACGCACUGACGCUGGCAAGGCCUUCUGUAUGUUUUACGCAGUCUUGGGCAUCCCUCUGACCCUGGUCAUGUUCCAGAGCCUGGGCGAGAGGAUCAACACUGUUGUCCGCUACCUCCUGCGCAGAGCCAAGCGGGGCCUGGGUUUACGGAAGACCGAGGUGUCCAUGGGGAACAUGGUCCUGGUGGGUCUGCUGUCGUGCAUGAGCACCCUGGGCAUCGGAGCCGCGGCCUUCUCCCACUUCGAGGACUGGACCUUCUUUAAUGCCUACUACUACUGCUUCGUCACGCUCACCACCAUUGGAUUUGGGGACUUUGUGGCCCUGCAGAAGACAAAUGCCCUCCAGAAGCGACCACCCUACGUGGCAUUCAGCUUCAUGUACAUCUUGGUGGGGCUGACGGUCAUUGGGGCUUUUCUUAACCUGGUGGUCCUGAGGUUUCUCACUGUCAGCACGGAGGAGCCUGACACGAGGCCUGAAGCCGUGGUAGAGGAGCAGGCAACGCAGCCUAAGGACACGCAGGAGGAUGGGGAGGUGUCGGGGGAGGAGGAGGAGGCAGAAACUGCCGGUGUCAGCUAUAAAGACGACGGCGAAGACGGACACAGCAGCCUGUGCAACCUGAGCCUUCCCAUGGAGGCGGGCACCAGCUGUAUGAAUCUCCUCGCCUCUCCCCUCGAGGAGCGCAGACUUGUUUUAUCUGAGCACCCAAAGCUCUCAGAACCCAGCAGACUCAGGGCCUUGUUCUCCUGCGUGUGCUGUGGCCCGGACAUUUACGAGAGCCCCUCCCCGUCUCGCAGCGACCAGGCGGGCGGCCACAGCAACCCCGUCUUUUACAACUCCAUCUCCUACAGUGUGGACCGUGCCUCUUGCAGCUCCUGCACCGCGUCGUCACAGGCCUCCCCGAGCAGCGUCGCUCUCUGUCUGGGCAAGAACCGUCCUCACACCAGGAGGAAGUCGUUAUAACUCUCUGGACCUUUUGACUC
Anarrhichthys ocellatus (wolf-eel) is the source of this 1280-nucleotide messenger RNA. RefSeq names its product potassium channel subfamily K member 15-like. Bases 1 to 1260 code for a protein of 419 amino acids. Gene Ontology annotation, molecular function: outward rectifier potassium channel activity; potassium ion leak channel activity. NCBI's taxonomy places the organism in Eukaryota, Metazoa, Chordata, Actinopteri, Perciformes, Anarhichadidae. The transcript has 2 exons. Gene Ontology annotation, cellular component: plasma membrane. Gene Ontology annotation, biological process: stabilization of membrane potential; potassium ion transmembrane transport. The record is from RefSeq and is a predicted model, not a curated record.